Molecule: messenger RNA, 2481 nt
Organism: Alternaria ventricosa
Lineage: Eukaryota; Fungi; Ascomycota; Dothideomycetes; Pleosporales; Pleosporaceae
Exons: 1
Coding region: 1-2481 (826 amino acids)
Biological process (GO): mRNA splicing, via spliceosome
Cellular component (GO): cytoplasmic stress granule
Molecular function (GO): mRNA binding
Source: RefSeq, a predicted model, not a curated record
AUGCAGCAACACGACGGCGCCCCGAACGCUCCCAGCGGUCCCCGUCUCCAGUCGAGCUUCCACAGGCAGAUGAACGGCGGUCACCACGGCUUCUCUCAUGGCGCCUUCGCUACGAACCAGCCCGGCUAUGGCGACCGACACCCGGAGAGGGCGAACAACAUGUCUAUCAAUACUGGCAGACUCAACCCUGGCAACCAGAACGGCAACGAUCUGCAGACUCCAGGAACUGGUUUCGACAUGAACUUCACCCCUCUGCUCCCUUCGCAGUUGCUCCUCGGUAGCCCCUUCCAGCCAGGUUCGCCCUCGGCUUUCGCUUCCCCUCAGUUCCAGAACUUCGCACAGUUCGCUGGCCAGAAUCAGUCUCAGCAACAGAACCACCAGAACAACCAGAUGGGAAGCCCCUUGCAACAGCCUCUUUCGCCCCAGCUGUACCAGAACAUGGUUUCUCCCACCAGUGGCUUUUUUGGUGGACCCCAGUCACCUACUGGAGGUUUCCCUGGUUACGGCGCGCAGGGUCUCGGUGGACUCGGCUCCUCAAUGCCGAUUGCUCCCGGUCUUGUAUCCGGAACUAGCAGGACUGUAUACCUGGGCAACAUCCCCCCGGAGACUUCUGCGGAGGAGAUACUCGGCCAUGUACGCAGUGGUCAAAUCGAGUCCGUCAGGCUUCUCCCAGACAAGAACUGCGCAUUCAUCUCCUUCCUGGACAGCAGCUCCGCUACCCACUUCCACUCUGACGCUAUUUUGAAGAAGCUGUCCAUCAGGGGUCAGGACAUCAAGAUUGGAUGGGGAAAGCCGUCGCAGGUUCCCACAUCUGUAGCCUUGGCUGUACAGCAAUCGGGCGCCUCUCGCAACGUCUACCUAGGUAACUUGUCAGAGGAUGUUUCUGAGGACGAACUCCGCGAAGACCUGAGCAAAUUCGGUCCCAUCGAUACCGUCAAGAUUGUCCGGGAAAAGGCCAUUGGCUUUGUUCACUUUUUGUCCAUCGGAAAUGCCAUCAAGGCUGUGUCUCAGCUUCCCCAGGAGCCAAAAUGGCAAGCGCCUAGGCGCGUAUACUACGGCAAGGAUCGAUGCGCUUACGUUUCGAAGACCCAGCAGCAGAACGCCGCGCAGUACCUGGGUAUCGCGCCUGGCUACGCUCAUGUUCUGAACGGUGCGGACCGCGACAUGAUCUCCAAUGCUCUUGCUCAGCAAUCUGUCGCUGCCGCUGCGGUCGCGACCUCUGCUGGUGGUGUGAACAACUUGGGUAACCGAACAGUUUAUCUAGGUAACAUCCAUCCCGAAACCACCAUUGAGGAGAUCUGCAAUGUUGUGCGCGGUGGUCUUCUUCAUCACAUCAGGUACAUCCCGGAUAAGCACAUUUGCUUCGUUACUUUCAUCGACCCGACAUCGGCUGCGUCCUUCUACGCUCUUAGCAAUCUCCAAGGACUUAUGAUCCACAACCGUCGCUUGAAGAUUGGAUGGGGUAAGCACUCUGGUGCUCUCCCGCCUGCGAUCGCCCUUGCUGUCAGUGGUGGUGCCUCACGUAACGUCUACAUCGGCAACCUAGAUGAGUCCUGGACCGAAGAUCGUUUGAGGCAAGAUUUCUCGGAGUACGGCGAGAUUGAGCUGGUCAACACCUUGCGCGAGAAGAGCUGUGCAUUCGUCAAUUUCACCAACAUUGCCAAUGCCAUCAAGGCAAUUGAAGCGAUCCGUGGCCGUGACGAAUACAAGCGAUUCAAGGUCAACUUCGGAAAGGACCGAUGCGGUAACCCUCCUCGCCAGAUGAACAGCCAGCAGGCCCAGGCCCAGCAAGCCGGUAGCGAUGGUCUCCAGUCCCCAUCGCCUAUCAACGGACUGCAUCCCAACCGUGCUGGUGCUUCAGUCUCGCCGACUGGCUCUGGCGCACCAGGCUCUGGCCAAAGCACCAACGGCCAGUUCCCUUCCGUUCAAGCACCUGCUUCAGGUAACAUCAUGAACUCCGGCAACAACAACCCCCUCAUGAUGUACCUACAAGCUCAGCAACAGCAGCAGCAACAACAACAGGUUGAGGCUAGCAUGCAACAACAGCAGCAGCAACAGCAGCAGCAGCAGCAGCAGAACCAGCAGCAAUCUUUCCAGUCGCCGCAAGCUGCUUUCUACAGCGCCGACCUGAACACUCCUCAGCCGCACCACUCUCAUAGCUCCCAUCAAAGCACAUCGAGCUUCAGUCUGAUUAACGGUACGUCAGCUGGUGGCUCAGGUGCUACUACUGUUGGUGGCCUACUCGCGCCCUCGAACCUCAACUCGCGUGGUCAACACUCCCGCGCUGUGAGCCUGCCCGCUUUCACUCAGGGCCCCUUCAACCACUCCAUGCAGCAAACCCAAGCACCUCAGCAGGGCUCCUUCGGUAGCCUAAGCUCCGGUAUCGGUGGUUUCGGCAGCGGCAAUGGCGGUUACGGUCUUGCCAUCCAGGGUGACGGCGGUCUCCCUGGCUGGGCAGAAGAAGAGGUUGGUGCGCAGUAA